GUGACAGAUUUUGGUUUUGCUAAGCGUGUGAAAGGUCGAACCUGGACACUGUGUGGAACCCCAGAGUACCUGGCCCCAGAGAUCAUCCUCAGCAAGGGGUAUAACAAGGCGGUAGACUGGUGGGCGUUGGGUGUGUUGGUCUAUGAGAUGGCAGCCGGUUAUCCUCCCUUCUUCGCUGACCAGCCCAUACAAAUUUACGAAAAGAUUGUCUCUGGGAAGGUGCGUUUCCCCUCCCACUUCAGCUCUGACCUGAAGGAUCUGUUGAGGAAUCUACUACAGGUGGACCUGACCAAGCGCUAUGGCAACCUGAAGAACGGCGUCAACGACAUCAAGGGACACAAGUGGUUUGCCACCACUGAUUGGAUCGCCGUAUACCAGAGAAAGGUGGAGGCCCCGUUCGUUCCUAAGUUCAAAGGCCCAGGUGACACCAGCAACUUUGAGGAGUACGAAGAGGAGGAGAUCAGAGUCUCCAUCAGUGAACAGUGUGCCAAGGAGUUCACUGACUUCUAGACCCAACCAGAGAGAGAGGGAUUGAAGGAAGAAGAUAGAGAAGGAGAGGGAAGAAAGGAGAAGGAAGGAAGGAAGGAAGGAAGGAAGGAAGGAAGGAA
Molecule: messenger RNA, 608 nt
Organism: Oncorhynchus tshawytscha (Chinook salmon)
Lineage: Eukaryota; Metazoa; Chordata; Actinopteri; Salmoniformes; Salmonidae
Product: cAMP-dependent protein kinase catalytic subunit alpha
Biological process (GO): peptidyl-serine phosphorylation
Cellular component (GO): cAMP-dependent protein kinase complex; nucleus
Molecular function (GO): protein kinase A regulatory subunit binding; cAMP-dependent protein kinase activity; ATP binding
Source: RefSeq, a predicted model, not a curated record